Molecule: messenger RNA, 4227 nt
Organism: Cadophora gregata
Lineage: Eukaryota; Fungi; Ascomycota; Leotiomycetes; Helotiales; Ploettnerulaceae
Exons: 6
Coding region: 1643-3973 (776 amino acids)
Biological process (GO): regulation of DNA-templated transcription
Molecular function (GO): DNA-binding transcription factor activity
Source: RefSeq, a predicted model, not a curated record
CGGAUGUGCAGACCAGUACUGCUUACCUAGCACUUUCCGGUCGACCUCGGUGUCACGCGAGGAUACCUUAAGCGCCUGCCUGCCUGCUUGGAAGUGGCGGAGAAGAGGCAAGUGAGCUGGAAAGUCCGGGGAGGAGGUAUAGCAGCGUCAUGUCCAGGCCUUCAAGAAAAAGAGGAGCAGCAUACAGUAUGUCCUGUACUGGCGGGCUUUGGUCACGAAAGGGAUUGGAAUGCUCCUCUCUUCUCCCAUAGAGCCAGAGCAUAUAUAAAGUAGCUUACGAACCCUCCUCCACAGAGUAAGUAAUAAGUCGUAGUAAGGUCCCGAAGCACAUGAGUGCGAAUUACAGAUAUGUACUCGUACCUCCCGCGCUGAUCUCUGUACCAUGACUUACCUGUAGGUGUAUGCCAUAGAUACUAAGUUAUGCUGACCUCGACCCUGACUGUUCUUGCUUGCCUAGAAAUUGCUUAAAGGGGGUGGUAUAUAUAGCAUGGUAGGGUCGGCCUCCUUUUCUAUACAAGUUUGAUAAUCGUAUGGGAGGAGUUUUGAGUUUGCUUGGGUGGAUGGAUGGGCGGUGGGCUUAGGGAGGGUGUAAGGGCUCGGCUGUGAUGUGAGAUACCUAUGUUUAUAGACUUGAAUAUGGAGGGACUUUUAUUUGUGUAUGGUUUGUUUGGCGGAACCUGAUGAUCUCGUGGCUGUCAAUGGUAUGAGAGUUCGUUGAUAGGUUGAUUGUCCUGUGAUGUACCAUUACUUCUUUCUCAAGUUGGUAUCAAGUGUCCUAUAUAAGGUACGUUGUUACAAAGCUCGGGUAACUUUGAAGCAUCGGCCUCGGCUCGGAUACCUAGCGAACCCCUUUCACUGCUUCUCUGUAAGCGAACGACCGCAAAUGUCGUUCUGGCGUCAAUUUAAAAUGUUGUACCCUCCGCAUUGCCAAGUGAGUUUAACAAUCUACUACAUCAGGCCAAUGCGAUACGUAUGUGGCAAGCUCUGUAUGCGGUAUUGUCUCUUUGAUUGGUCGUUUGAGUACCCGAUUUUGGCAAUGUCAUCUUCGGAGUUUACCAGACGGCUGGGGAGGGAACGCAACAGGGCUGAUUAAGCAGCAGCUGAACCUUGUUGUGGUGUGAUUACUGAUCCCGCAUUUUAGUGUUGAUGUUCAUCGCCGCUUUUUGGGACUUUCAAAGCUCGUGAUAAUAGGACAUUUGGUUCUGGGGUUGUAUUAUACAAUUUAUUGGAACUGCAGUAUGACGAGUAAAAAAGACUGGAACGAAUGGCAAGUUACGGAUAAGAAAGUUAGAUAAAUGUCAAGUCUUCAAUAUUCAGAUUCCCGCGCUUGAGCUUAACCUCGAUUCUCGAAGCCCGUUAGUACCAGCCUGCAAGGAGAUACUGGCACCUGCAUGGCAGGGCUGUACGCACAGUAAGAGCAAGCGCUUACCAAUCUCCAACUGCCUUGCGUGCGCAAGAAACCAUCACAAGGGCCUAAUCCUCAAAAGUAUGACGAUUCACGCCUUGCGGGAUCUCAAAGAAUGCGGCUAAGUCCUCACUGAAUCUCACCACCUAAGCACCCCAGCACUCCCGGCCGCGGAGAGUUCUUCUGAUAUAAGGCCAAGAGUCCAAGGACCUGAUUUCUAACCUCUGAAAGAAAGUUAUGGAGCACUCUUUCAACUUUCCUCAGGAUGAUUAUGCUCUAGCUGUCCUCACACACGCUGCUGCUACCCAUACACAUGGUUCCGAGGUUACGUCUACUCCAAGCAGCACUAGUAUUUUGAGUUCGACAAGUCAAGCCAAGACCCUGAGACCUGACAGGAGAGUGGUGUCUACUACGCCCACACCAUUCAAUAUCCAGUCUAGUCUCUCGACGACCGUGAUUACUCAACGAGAUAUUAAUCAACCGAACGCCCACCUGUCGCAUUCAAGACCUGUAGAUAUCUUGAACGGGUACGGGCAUCAAGCCCCCGAUCAUCACACCAAUACCGACAUGGAGACUCUUACAUACAACCCCACGCAGCAAUCACAUUCCUACAUGAAUGGGAUGUAUAGUAACCACGGACGUCUCGGCGGGGGCGUUCCCACAUCACAGAGCCACAUGUCGUCGUCGUCGUCGAAUUUCACCGGGACGAUUGGGAAUCUGGGGAUUCUGAAUGCGGAGAGCUAUGAUGAUGGGAGGUUGGCGAGGAGUCUUAGGGAGAGGCCGAAGGAAAGGAGUGAUCAGGUGAUGCCGUUUGGAGUGACGGAGGCUAGUGGGGAGAGCCAAGAGGAGGAGGGGGAGAAGGUUGGGAGGAGAUCGAGUAGGAAGAAGAGGACUGCGACUGGGCAGGCGAGUUCGAAGGAGUUUGAUGAAGAGGAGGAGGCGAGGAAAAAAGCUAGGGGAAGGCCUAGGGUUGAUACGAAGGAUGAGACUGCUGCUGAUAGGAGAAGGACCCAGAUUCGGAUGGCCCAAAGGGCGUACCGGCACCGGAAGGAGACAACCAUUACCUCUCUAGAGAAACAGGUCCAGGAUCUUAGAGGGACGAAUGAGGAAAUGAGCAAUAUAUUUAUUAGUCUAUACGACUUCGCAGUCGGCAAGGGUCUCUUACAGCGAGAGCCAGAGUUCGGACAGCAACUUCAGUCAACAACGGAAAGGUUCCUGGCAUUGGCAAAAGCUACAGUGCAUGAAGACAGCCAUGAAGAGAUUCACGAGGAUGACGUGAAACAAGCUAAUGUAGCAUCUGAAAGACGGACUAAGGGUUCCAAAUCAUCACCUAAAAAGCGAAGCGCCGAGGAACCACCUAUGGAGGAUCCGGUCAAUCCAUGGGGUGGAUAUACCAUGUAUAAAGACGACACGCCGCCGGACGAUGAUCUUGCCAUGACUUUCCCUCAGCAUAACUAUGAGAACAGAGGUCGCCAUGCAGACCUUGAAAUUAUUACACGGCCGACAGAAGAUAAUGCAUCCUUCCCAUUCGACCUCAUGGACCUGCAACAAUACCGAGUUGAAGUGCCAUCAAUAGAAGACUUCUCAAUGAAUUUCAUGCCUGAGCUGCAACCUUCACUUCCCAGAACGCACGCCUACAAUGAAUUCACCUUCGCGCGGCGCAUCCAAAGGGGUGCUAUCGAAAGAGCAUUCAGACUCAUAACAUCCAAGACCGUCUCUCCAGAAGUCUUUGAUCGCGCCUUUGGGCUGACUUUAAUGUACGAAACUCGAGAGAAUCUGGAAGCACGACUCCGCCGCGCAAUAACAAAGACCAACAAAGACGCCUUGAGCCAAUGGAAGAAUCCUUUCGUACACAUCGGCGGCUCAGGGACGUUCUAUCCAGACUCCGAUCCAUCAAACGAUGAUUUGCGGCCUAAACUCCGCACUGGAUUCUCCAUUGGUCCAUUUUCCCCAGCUGCCACUGACGCCCGGGAUCUGUUUCGCGAAGAUAUGCGUUGCAACCUCCCUGGCUACGAAGGCCAAUUCUUCGACUCCAAUGAUGUGGAAGGGUAUUUGAGAGGUCGGGGUCUCGACAUCCCUCCUUCCGCAGAUUUCAUCACAGCCGAAGUUGAUAUCUCUGUUUUGACAGAAGCAGGUUCUCCAAAGAGCAGCAGUAGCCUCGAUACGUCGCCUCCAAAGACUCCAGAAAGUCCGCUGGGACAGAGAUCUGCCGAUCCUUCCUUUGUUCCAUACACGUUUGAUUUCACGAAUCCGGAGCCGAAAGACUUCCCUUUCCCGCCAUUGAAGUUUGGGGAGUGGGAGACUCAGGAGGAUGGGGCCGAUGCGAACAUAGACCCAAUUUUCAGCACGCUUCCGAAUGCCAAUUUUGGUGAGAACCUGAGACGACAGAGUCCUGAAUCUGUGGACGGCGAGGUGCCUUUCACAGAGAAGAGACUUGUCACGGUCAAUGUUCAGACGCUGAUCAAUGAAAUCUUGGAAAAGGGCGUCUGCCUAGGUCGUGCCCCUGGGUUCAGACCAAGCGACGUAAAUGCCGCCAUUGUCGCGGCUGUGAAGGCUGGCUUCGAUUAAGCGAGUACAGCUCAACAACGUCCUUUAUCGUCGCAAGAGGCGCGUGGACAUAGGUUUUUCUAUUGGUAGAGUUUUUGUAAGGCUAAUGAGAUGUGCGGUGUUACUUUUUUGAUGACGUCGCAUUGCCUGGCGCUCUAUGAGAUUUGGUGGGAUUAAGUUUUAGGUGGUGCAUUUGAUGGAGGUAGUCUGGUCCCCUUAGACUAUUUCUCGUAGGUUAACGCACACUCUCAAAAAUGAUGUCUAUUUUUCCUUGA